AUGGCGACAGGCGAGGAGCCGCCGUCCAUGGCGCCGUGGUCGUCUGGCCUCCCUGCGGGGAUCACGGCCGCUGUCCUCGGGUGCCUCCCGUCCCACGCCGACCGUGUCCGCUUCGCCGCCGUCUGCCGGCGGUGGCGCGCCGCGACGAGGCACCAGCAGUCCCCGCCGCAACUGCCGUGGCUCGCGCUCCCGGACGGCACCUUCUUCAGCUUCCCGGGCUCCUCCGCGUUCCGGCUGCCCGUAGCCGCGCGCUACCACGGCUCAUGCGACGACUGGCUCGUCUUCGAGCGCGGCGACGACGAGGAGGACGGCGGCGGGUACCUGCUCCUGAACCCGUUCUCCGGAGACUCCAUGCGGCUCCCGAGCCUGUCGUGCGUCCACCACGUCGGCGCGCGGGGACCCUACGGGAGAAUCACGCUGGCCAUCACGGAUGACGAGAGGGCGCCCAGCGAGACGACCCUGCGCAAGAUGAUCCGUGGAAGGGGUUCAGGGACAUUGCUUUCUACGACGGCAAGGUGUUCGCUGUCGACGACCAUGGGCAUUGGACGCCUCUACGCCAGGGCCGUCGGCGAGUACACAUCAUGCACCGUCGAGCCGAUGGUGGCCGUCACCGGUGAGGCGCGCGGCUGCUACAUGCCGUCGACGCGGUACCUCGUCGUGUCCGGCGGCAGGGUGCUCCGGAGCGACGCCACGAGCGAGUUCACGGUGUCCAAGGCCGACCUCACCUCGUCGCGGUGGGUGGACGUGCCGAGCGUCGGCGGUGACACCGCGCUCUUCGUCGGCCGAUGGAGCUCCGUCGCCCUGCGCGUGCCCCGGUACGCGAUGCCGGGGAACAGGAUCCACUUCUUGGACGACGACGCGUUCUCCCGCCACUACUUCGGUGGCUACCCGUUCUCCGGCGACCACUUCGGUGCCUACGACACGACGGACGGCAAAAUCUACCCUCUCCUGCCGCCGCGGGAGUUACACAAUGAUAGCGACACGCCGGCGACAUGGCUCUUCCCUAGGGAAAGGGAAGAGGGCGCUUUCAGCUGGUGCGACCUCCCUCCGGACGUGUUUGGCCAAGUCAUGCGCCUCCUCCCUUCCGGCGACGAGCAUCUCUGCCUCAGCUCGGUCUGCCACGGCUGGCGUGCCUCCGUCAGGCGGCAGCACCGCCGGCAGCCGCCGGCCGUGGCGUACGUCGCGCUCCCGAACGGCAGGGACGCAGCUUCAGGUACCCGGAGCUCACGUCCCACCUCUUCAGCGACUGCGCCGCCUUCCGCGGCGCCGCGUGCGACGACUGGCUCCUGUUCGACGACGACAACGGCGAUGUCGACGGCGUUCUCCGCUUGACGAGCCCCUUCACGGGGAAGACGAGGCUGCUUCCGAGCUUGUUCGGCAUCCAUAACUGGGACGGGCCCGUCGAGAUUGAAAACGAGCCCGCUCCGGAGGGCGCGCCCUCCGAGUGGAGCGGCACCAGCGCUAUGGCCGUGCAGAAGCUGCUGGUGUCUCGUCAGCUCCCGCCUUCCCCAUGAGGCCACCGCCAAGGUCCGGUACCUCGUCAGCUCCCGCGGCGGCGCGCUGCUCAUGGUCCGCCGGCACUUCUUGUGCGGCGAGACGACGGUGCGGUUCGCCGUGUUCCGGGCCGACCUCAGCUCGUCGCGGUGGGUGGAGGUGGGCACCCUGGGCGGCGAGGCGCUCUUCGUGGGGUGGCCGUGCUCCAGGGCCGUGCGCGCGCGCGGCGCGGUCCGCGGCGACCAGAUCUUCUUCCUGCAGGACGAGUGCGCGCCGCUCUGGGCGGAGCGCACGAGCCGCAGGCCGGAUCACCACGCCGGCGUGUACGACAUGAGGGACGGGAUGAUCCUUGACAUCCUGCCGCGGUGGCUGCACUACGACUGGUCGGCGCCCACGACGUGGCUCUUCCGCGACGCCGACGUCGACGGGUUAGAUAGUGACCAUAGUGAGUGAUCAGCGUGCCAGUGUGGCACUGUGGGCUGUGGCCUAUCGGCAGAUGGUAAAUUUGCCAUAUAUCUAUACAUUGUAAUUUUCGUAGUUCAGAAGAUUUCUCCAAAUCUUUUCUGGAAAACGACUUUUUUUUACUCCAUAUGAACUACGAAAUUUCUGCCGAU
Molecule: messenger RNA, 2108 nt
Organism: Panicum virgatum (switchgrass)
Lineage: Eukaryota; Viridiplantae; Streptophyta; Magnoliopsida; Poales; Poaceae
Exons: 3
Coding region: 1-1332 (443 amino acids)
Molecular function (GO): protein binding
Source: RefSeq, a predicted model, not a curated record